Molecule: messenger RNA, 2568 nt
Organism: Fulvia fulva
Lineage: Eukaryota; Fungi; Ascomycota; Dothideomycetes; Mycosphaerellales; Mycosphaerellaceae
Exons: 3
Coding region: 1-2568 (855 amino acids)
Source: RefSeq, a predicted model, not a curated record
AUGCGCUUAAAGAGCGCUGCCGCAGCGCUUGCUGCAAUGACCUCGCUCUCCCAGCAUGGAGUCACGGGUCUGGUAAUGGUCACCAAGACUAUCGUCGAGACAGUCACUGCUCCUUCCGACGGCGCCUGCCAAGAUACGUUCCUGCCUCAGAAGAGCCAGGAUUACACCGUGAAGUCCAAUCUUGCCACCGACAUGCAGCCUGCCGAAGAGAUGGUCACGGGACCGAGCACAAUCACAACUUGGAUCACCACUACAACGACUGUGGGGUUGAUCACAUCCACCAGUGUCUUGAAUGCACUCGAGGCUCGCAGUGCUGUCAUGUCACUGGACUGUGGAUGCAAGAUCAACAAAGAGAAUGGUUUCAUCAGCUGCCCCUCUGAAGACGAGAUGCUGUCUGGCUCACAUUCUUGUGGUUACCCAGAAGGUGUGCCUGCCCCCGAGACUUCCGCUAGCCACGAUUCUGUCGCUCACACCAACACUGUCCACCAGUCCAACUCCAUGGGUGCCAAGCAGACUGCCAGGCAGUCAGACAUCCCACCACUCACUCAGCGGAGAGAUGCUUUGAACUCCGAGGGCUUCAUCGACCGGUGUUUUUACAAGCCUGGUACACGCUUCGACAUCACUAGCACUCCUGUGGACACUAGUGCGCCAACCUACAGCUUCGACUUCAAUCCCACCCUACUGGGCAAGCGUGGACCCUUCUUCAUUGACGAGAAAGGCCAGCUUUUUGAUGACUCAGGCUGCAUGGGGACUUUCGAUACGUUCAGCAAGUUCCGCCUUCGCUCACCGAUAGCGUUCAAAUUCCCUUCUCUAUCUACGUGGUCUGCUUGCGGGGAAGGCAACACGCUUCUGUUCGGCACCACCAGCCAAUUUUACCAGUGCGGGAAUGUCACCUUCCCGGCGGUCUGGAGCACGCUUCCACGUGGCUACUCCGAAGUCUCAGCGCAGGAAGGAUACAAUGUCACCACGUGUGUCAAGGCCAAGCUUGUCUGGAAUGAGAUAUCCAAGACGGACUUGAAGAAGCGGCAAAACAACCCAGACCCGAGUUCGUACACUUGGCCUGCCACGAACUGCCCUCGUCGGGACUUGUGCCCUCCACAGCCAACAAAGCUUGCCAAGCGUGGCCUACAAGACGACGUUCUUGGCGACGGCAUACGGCACAUCGACUACGAUUCGACAACAGGCACGUUUGCGUUCCGAGAAGAUGUCGAAACUCUAGCGCCGGGAGAAGAUGGCGCGCCAGCAUCUGUACAGACGAUCCCGGCUAGGACGAUGGUAUACAAGGAAGAGCCAGCCCAUGCCACAGCCGUUGCGAAGAAUCAGAAGCGCCAGAACCAGAAGCGCCAGAACGAUGGCUUCAUCAUGACUUCGUUUCAGACCGAGACAACCGCGAGGUCAUCGAUGGUACCAAAACUUCAGGCUCCGACGGAAGCCUCUACUACGGACUUGCAUGAUCGGCCUUCCGGUACUGCGACACAUGUUGCUCGCGAUUUCACGCCUGUCAUCUCGGUCAAGACGUACACUUUCUGGCCACGUACCACUAGCAUAACGUUCCACUACGCAGACACGUCUCUCGCGGUCGUGCCUAAGUCAUGGCUUGCAACAACAUUCACAGCCAGUGCACAAGCCGUACCGAUUACCCUCACGGAAACGUUUAACGUUACUGCGAGUGACGGAAAGACAGUUGCGACAAACGUACCUAUGACAGCCACCAUCACAGACUGGUCUCUGAUUGUCACUCCCACAAAUUUGCUCUUUGGGGUAAUUGACGACUACAGAGACAGUCCCGAUACGACUACCGCCAGUGAGACCGCCGCCACUUUUACGGCGACUGGUUACAUUCCUGCACCCAGCCCAGCAUCAACAUCGACCGCAGUGCCAGGCAACCUUCCAGCUACUGGCACGUCGGUCUCCGGCUUGAGCACACUCCUUGCCGGCGCCUCAAGUAGUGGAUGUUUCAUCAGCUGCGGCAGGCCGCUCCCCACCACAACUUUCUUGGCUUCUGACAGCGGCACUUCUUCAUCGUCCAGCCCGUCUUCCAGCUCGACCACGCUCACGGCCACGUCUACUGCUAGCGAUACGGGUCAUCCUGGAGCUCGGGGGUUACCAUUUACAUCUGUGUGGUCGACCACCACGGUGGAGAAUGGCACAACCUGCACUGUCACUCUCACCAGCGAGAACGCCAACCCUUGCCAGAUGGCGCAUGGCUGUGGCACAGCUACCAGGACCGUCACUACGAUCAUAAGUGCCGCCUACACAGUUCUGGGCAAGCAGACAAUCUCUAACGACGCCUACACGACGACCUACACACAGUUUGACAAUCCAGAGCCAGGUGACGGCCCAGGUCCAACAAAGCGGGAUGGAGAUUUAGAGGUCUCGACCCUCGAUGCUACUUCCACUACCGAGCCAAUUUCUCCUGCAAGCACUGCUGGCAAGACUCCCAUGAUCUCUAGUGCUCCACCGCCACAGGCUGGAGGAGCAUCGAAGGUGAUUGAAUCCGAUGGCAGCACCCAGCUUAUUGCUGCCACCGGCAUGGCUUUCUUUGCUGUGCUUGCAUUCCUUCUGUAA